Molecule: messenger RNA, 510 nt
Organism: Letharia lupina
Lineage: Eukaryota; Fungi; Ascomycota; Lecanoromycetes; Lecanorales; Parmeliaceae
Exons: 2
Coding region: 1-510 (169 amino acids)
Source: RefSeq, a predicted model, not a curated record
AUGAAGCAAUGCAAGGUGACACAGCUUGUCAACACUUUCAAGAUCGAGUUGCGCGAAGCUGAAGCUUCUGGCAUACGGGCUCUAGCCAAGAGUAUUGAGCUGCAGGUUGUCCUGAUCAUCCUUGCCAACAAGCUCUUUUCGGACCUGUCUUCUGCAGACAUUGCUUUGGGGCUUACCAACCGUUAUUCCCAUUUAGUCCGUGGUUACCGAUAUGUGUGGAUGUUCCCUUUUACAGAAAUGCACGUGGAACUCGUCUGGAACCGCUCGCAAGUAGCCCAAACUGAGCCCUUUAAAGUGCUCGCCGAAAAGAACGGACAACAAAUGAGCGUGAGGAGGUUCCUGAUGGCAUUUAUGAGAGACGUAGUAGCUGGACGUGCAGACAAGACAUUGGUGCUCGACCCUCGAUCCUGCGGCAAUGAGAGAAGCGCAGCUAACCUCGUGGAAGACGUUAUUGGUCUAUUUAUGAGCUGUGUCGACAGUAAAGACAUCCUCGGAGCACUGAUGACUUAG